Molecule: messenger RNA, 3739 nt
Organism: Brassica napus (rape)
Lineage: Eukaryota; Viridiplantae; Streptophyta; Magnoliopsida; Brassicales; Brassicaceae
Product: putative F-box/kelch-repeat protein At4g35120
Exons: 3
Coding region: 2475-3590 (371 amino acids)
Molecular function (GO): protein binding
Source: RefSeq, a predicted model, not a curated record
UUCUCUCCAUCAGUUUCUUCCUCCUUUGAGCUCAAUAUCUGUAUUGUUCAAUCAAAAUUGUAAACAUAUGAUCCAAGAAGAAGGAAAGCAAAAGAUUGAAGAUAAGAAAGAGACCUUCCAUAGACCAACUUCGAGUCCAUAUUUCUUGGCAAUGACUCGUUCGAAGUUCUCACUCAACCGACCUCGCGCAUGACGGUUUUUUCUUAGCAUGUCAAGCUUGUAGAUCCGGCCGCUGUUACCUAUGCCAUGGCGUGAAGCAUUUUCCUGCGCUUUGUCUCGAACUUGACAAGUUCUCGCGGAGGAAUGAAAGAUUGGUCCGGCCAUUCCUUCGGGUGUUACAAUGUGUAAGAUGAUGAUGACACAUUUAAAUAUGACUAUCCAUGCAGUCAAGAGAUUGAAGAACAACUUUGUUUACAACGCUGAUGUUGAAUUGAUUGAACUUUUCAUUCUCAUCCACAUCCCCCCCCCCUUUCUUAUUCUUCGAUACCAUCGAAAGACGUCUUGAGAUCUCAUUCUUCCAUAGACGAUGCUUGCAACUAUGACAAUUCUAAGCGACAAUGGUCUUUAUUAUGUUGAGGGUUUGAUGUUUAUAUAACAUAUUGAGACUGUAGUUUCCUACUAAACAUCAUAACCAAAGGUUUCCUCUUAUGUUUGUAAAACAAAAUGAGAACCAUUGGUGUGUUUUUCUUUUUCUCAUAGCCACUGUUUUGGGAUGAUGAUUGACACAAAAAUUUGGUGGUCUGUUUUUAUUAUCCACAACUUUUGCACAUGUUUUUCGUAAUGCAGCCGUUGUCCUUGGCUUUAACAUGAUGUGUGUUUUAGUGUUGUAGGGGAGUUGUGCUUUGACCUUAAACAUAAACAACCCACUUCUCAAGUUGUUGGUGGUGCGUCAUUAUUAUGUUGAAUGAUGCAUAAAGGUAUUCAAAGAUUUAUGUGAAUUAUCAGAUUUAUGUUAUAGAGUUUAGACGUGAAUGAUGUAUAAAGGUAUUCAAAGAUUUAUGUGAGUACUCACAAGAUUUAUGUGAGUAUUCACUGAAUAACCAAAAGUUUCUUCUAAAUGAUAUUACGGUUUUCAUCAUCCAAAGAAAGUUAUUGGUAUGAAUAAAAGAGAUGUUGUGGUCUGAUCGCCCACUAUGCAUCUAUAUAAUUUUGGUGAAUUCACGUUUAAGUAUUCGAUAAUUGAUGCAUAUUCAUUAGAAUAAGUAUUGAACAUUUUGAGCAACAUAAUUCACAUCAAGCACACAAGUAAUCACUAGUUCUCUCGUAUUGGGUUAGAAACCAACCAUGUUCGUUUAAGAGUUUUGGAUGGGCAAUAUAUAUUUCAGUUGCUAUACACAGAGUUUAAUUGUGAUAUGUUUUUCAAAUGAGGUUAGGAAUAUACAUUGGAUACGAAUCUCUCUAUCGAUGUUUAAGAAUUAGAGCUAUCCUGAAGGAUAUAAGUAAGGAAAAGUGAAUUAGUAUUGUCAACUAAUAAGGUUUAUUUGUUCUUCAAGUUUACUUGAUUUCCAAGAUAUUGUAUAGCUAUAUCAUUAUUUGUGGAAUAAGACCUAUUGUUGUUUACUUGUUUGUCGCUAGGGAGGGAACAAAUGGCUUGGGAAACUGGUUGAGAAGAUGGUGAAGUUGGUUGCUGUGAUGAACGGAUUCAAACCGCAUGAAAUCGCGGUGAAAAUCUCCGGGGAGACGGGAGAGAUCCUUGAGAUACUUGAGGACAAAGAAGGGAAGACGAUGAAGUAUGUAAGUGAGGCUUAUGAGAGAGAAGAUGGAAAGAUAUGGUUUGGGUCUGUUUUUUGGCCAGCCGUUUGGGUUCUUGAUCGCAAGUAACUCUUGUUUUUUUUAACUCCGUUUUGUUGUUCGCAGUGAUGUGUUCUAUACAGUAUUGAUAAAUGUUUCUCGAGUGUAACGUUUGUUCUGUGUGCCAUUACUAGAGUAGUUGCAUCCCCUUUUACGUGUUUAUCUUUUCUCCUCUGUUUGCCAAGUAGCAUAAAGAGGCUUCUCAGAUGUUAGGAGAUAUAUACUAAGGCUUAGAAUGUGAAGUGGAUAUUAGACGGUUCUCAUGAGGAUCCACAACAAAAUCUCUUAUUUAGCAUAAUUAUUAAUUAGUAUGGUUCCAUUUAGUGGAGAUCAACGUGAAAGCAAGACAGUUCUUAUGAAGAAAGACUUGUAGAACAAAAUACUUUUAUUAUUUGGAGUGUUUUAAAUGCAACAACACUAAACAAAAAACAAGGUUUUUCCUAAUUAGCCAGAUCAUGUCGGAGUACUGGAAUGACAGGGAUAAGUACUGGGACAGCAAACAUAAGCAACAGAAAAAUCGACCGACCCAAAGAAACGUUAGUUUCCUUUUUCUCAGGAAAAGGUUGGUUAAUAUUUUCCCAAAGACAAAAAGGAAAAUAUACAAAGCUAUACAGGAAAAGGAAUAUGUAUGUGAUCGGCUGGCUAUAUAAGAAGAGUCCAUAGGUGAAUAACAAAGGAAACCCAUGGCGAAUAAUCCUAUAGCCCCACCACCUUCUGCGAAAAAAAGGAAGACGUCGUUGUCAUCAAUUCCAGAUGAUGUCAUUGUGAACGUCUUAGCUCGGAUCUCGAAAUCUCACUACCGUUCCCUCUGCUUAGUCUCCAAAAACUUCUACUCUCUUCUAUCUUCUCCAGAUAUCUACUUUGCUCGAUCCCUAAUCGGUACCACAGACGUUCACCUCUACGUGUGCCUACGGCUACCCACUCCCUCCCCCACCAGUCAUCAUCACAGAUGGUUCAAUCUCGGCUACCGUCAGGGUCAGUUAAGUUUAGUACCGGUAAGAACACUCUCUUCCUCGUCGUAUUCACCCGACCGGUUAAACUCAACCUCUGUCGCCGUCCAUUCCGAAAUCUACCAGAUAGGAGGAGGAAGCAACGAGGAGAAGCGGACCAGAGCCGUUAGAGUUCUUGAUUGUCGGAGUCGUACGUGGCGUCCUGCUCCCGACAUGAAGGUGGCAAGGAAACACGCUAGGUCUUAUUUUUUAGAUGACAAGAUAUAUGUAACAGGAGGAUGCACAAGAAGAGAGGAAAAUUGGGGUGAGGUUUUCGACAUAAAGACUCAGAAGUGGAAGCCAUUGCCUAAGCCUCCUAGUGAUCAUGAUCACAAAGGUGUAGUUUAUGGAGGAAGGCUAUACGCUUUCACCUCCAUCAACUACGCAUAUGAGCCGAAAGAAGAAAGAUGGGUACAAGAGGCGGGGUUUGUGGGUCUAGGACCUAUAACAGGACCUUUGUGCGUUAUAGGAAAUGAGAUUUUUGCUGAACAUGACCGUAAGUACACGUGGUAUAACCCAAGGAAUGUGAAUGGAAAGCAGCAGGUAAUAGAUGGUUUGAAUGAUGUGUACAAGAAACGUGCUAAUAAUUACAGAACGAUUCAAUUAGUUAACCAUGGUGGGAAACUGGUAAUUAUAUGGAAUGAGACUCGCAGGAAACGCAAGCGUCUUUGGUGUGCGGUGAUUAGCUUGGAGGAGCGUUCCACUCCAUUGGGAACUCGUAUGCGGGGGAAGGUCGAACGAUGCGAUCUUCUUUUAGAUUCAGUCCACAAGUCAUAUAUGUUCUCAAGCUGCCUAUCGGUUUUGGUCUGAAACUCAUAUGUUUGCUAUAUUUCUAAUAAGAUGACUUUGUCUUUACAUCAAAACAGGAAUCUUGCAUCAUAUUCCCUUUGUAAUAAAUCCAAUCCAAUGUAAAUAUAUGAUCUCUUCAAAGUAUGGAAACUAAAAUGGGUUGAUAUUAA